AAAUGAGCAAAGAGGAGGCCUACGCCCAGCAGGAGGCAGUAAAACAACUCACUGAAUGUCAGCUGCCGUAAAAAGUCCAAAGAGGAAGAAAAAUGCAUUUUGAUUGUGGACCGUGUGCAUCUCGUGACCAUAACCUAUUAGGACAUAUAUGAUGUGGUAAACAAUCAGAGGAAUUCAGCAGCAGAACAGACGAACUGUACCGCAGACCUUCACACGCCAUGAUUGCUUGGCUAUGAAACACCAGAAGCCAUGGUGGGUCGGCACCAGGUAACCGUGUUCACGGUGCUGCUCCAAGUCGGCUUGUUGUUCCUGUUGUCGGCUCGGGGCAGCGGGAGACCGCUGGAGAAAUGUACCGGCGGAAAGUCUUGUGAGCCCCCGAGACCUCCUGUGGUCCUCAUUCCUGGGGAUCUGGGAAACCAGUUGGAGGCAAAGCUGGAUAAACCCAGUGUGGUCCAUUACAUCUGCUAUAAGAAGACCGACUUCUUCACUCUGUGGCUUAACCUGGAGCUGCUGGUGCCUGUAGCCAUAGACUGUUGGAUAGACAACAUGAGGUUGAUCUACAACAGCACCACACACACCACUUCAUCCCCGCCAGGUGUGGAGAUCCGUGUCCCGGGGUUCGGAAAGACCUAUUCACUGGAGUAUCUAGACCCCAGUAAACACAGCCUGGGCAUGUACUUCUUUGCUAUUGUGCAAGCGCUGGUAGACUGGGGCUACACCAGAGAUGACGAUGUCAGAGGGGCUCCUUACGAUUGGAGGAAAGCCCCCAAUGAGAAUAAAGACUAUUUCCUGGCACUACAGCAGAUGAUUGAAGAGAUGGCAGAGAAGGCUGGUGGGCCCGUGGUGCUCAUCGCUCACAGUAUGGGCAACAUGUACACCUUAUACUUCCUCAACCAGCAGCCUCAGGCCUGGAAAGACAAAUACAUCAAAGCUUUCAUCUGUCUGGGUCCACCGUGGGCUGGAGUGGCCAAGACCCUCCGUGUGAUCAUCUCUGGCGACAAUAACCGCAUCCCAGUGAUCAGCCCGUUGACUAUUCGCACCCAGCAACGCACUGCUGUCUCCACCUCAUGGCUGCUCCCCUAUGCCCACUCUUGGCCUAAAGAUCAGGUCCUGGUGCAGACACCCACCACCAACUACAGUGUGUUAGACUACAAGCGUCUCUACUCAGACAUGGAUUUUAAGGAUGGCUGGCUGAUGAGGCAGGACACGGAGCCGCUUGUGGCCGACCUCACACCCCCUGGCGUGGCCGUGCACUGCUUAUACGGCACUGGCAUUGACACGUUCGAGACCUUCCAUUAUUCUGAUAAGUUCCCUGACGUGGAGCCCAGCGUGACGUAUGGUGAUGGGGAUGGGACGGUGAACCUGCAAAGUGCCAUCCAGUGCAGGCGGUGGAUAGGACAGCAGAGGCAGCCUGUUACGUUAAAAGAGCUUCCAGGGACCGAGCAUGUGAACAUGUUGUUGAACGAAACUACUGUGGCUUACAUCAAGACCGUGCUGUUCUCCCCCUGAUGUUCUCAGACACCUGGGACAUGCUGGCAGGGAGCCUUGCUGUCAAACUGGCCACACACAACCAGAUGAAGGACUGGGACAGGGACUGAUACAUCUACCUUGUCUCUCUGAACACGAUCAUAAUAUUCCCCUGUACAUGCCACAUUGAUCAAGAAAAAGUAUUGACCUUGUGUAGUACAGAACCCAAGAUUUUACUAACUACUUCCACAUUGUUAUGAUAAAGGCAUGUACGUAUGUACAAGUCAAGAUCCAGGGAUACACUAUAUGUGCCACUUUUUGAGUUAUUAAUGAAAGUCAGAUCUAUUUUCAGUGUUGUGAAAUUGAUUUUCAACUCCUUUGGCUCUUUCCAGUCAUAGCAAACGGCUAUGACUCAUGUUGUAUUUGUGUCUUUGUCAGAUCAACAGAUCAAUUGUUCCAGUGCUUGGUGUGUUUUUAAAUAAUUUAGGGAUCUUUCUUUUUUGUCAUUUAAUUUCUCAUGGUUCUUUUAUCUGUUUUUGCAUGUUCGCAGUACAUGAGUUGUGUGCUGAAGGACUGGGAGCAUGUCUGGGGUAGGGAGGUUUAUUUUAAUUAUUGGUUUUACUUUAUUCAUUAAUGGAGAUGUAGUUGAAAGCUCCAGAAGUAGCUAAGGACCUGAAUGACUUGAAAAAUCUACUCUUUAUCUGAAUAGUGAAACAAAAAGAUUUGUCAGGAGUUUGACCAAAACCAAAAAAGAAAGCUGAACUUAAGGUAAACUUACUAUUUCAUGGACUUUCAAAUGCAUGUCAUGGUCUUCAUCAGUGAAUUGAGCUGUUGAGGAGUUUGCUCGCUUGUUCUCACAUGACCCAAGUAUGGACUUCAGGCUGCAGUUACAUGACAACUUAAUCUGCCGAUGAAAAGCAUCAGCAUUCUUUUAUCAGUUGUUUGCUUUCUAAAUGUCUAUCAAAAAGCCAAAUGACAGUGAGAGCUGCUUUUAAGCUUUGUUUGAACCAGGUGCCCAAACAGGCUGGAUUUACACUGGCACAAAUGAAGGGUCUUUUAUUGCUCUGUGGUAUAUCUCUGAUCUUUUCUUGGGUGUUUUAUCACAUGGUAUUUCCUCUGUAUUUAAACAGACAUGCCAAGUUCAUAUUGCUGUUAUACAGUUUAAAACUGGACUUCCUGUCAAUGUAUAAAUGCAGCCAGAACCUCUCUGACCUGGGUGAUAGUACUGUACCACCCAGCCCUCACUGGGCCAGACUAAGUGUCAUAUCUGUUGUCAAAUAUCAUAAGGUUGUGUGUCAAACUUUCUGCCUUCUACAGAGUAAAAUAUUUCAGAUAUCAAUUCAA
Monopterus albus (swamp eel) is the source of this 2811-nucleotide messenger RNA. It is a transcript of the gene pla2g15, whose product is annotated as phospholipase A2, group XV. The record is from RefSeq and is a predicted model, not a curated record. The transcript is spliced from 7 exons. NCBI's taxonomy places the organism in Eukaryota, Metazoa, Chordata, Actinopteri, Synbranchiformes, Synbranchidae. Bases 250 to 1509 code for a protein of 419 amino acids. Gene Ontology annotation, biological process: lipid metabolic process.